Molecule: messenger RNA, 1779 nt
Organism: Purpureocillium lilacinum
Lineage: Eukaryota; Fungi; Ascomycota; Sordariomycetes; Hypocreales; Ophiocordycipitaceae
Molecular function (GO): FAD binding; oxidoreductase activity
Source: RefSeq, a predicted model, not a curated record
AUGCGCAUUCCACUCCUCCUUGCAUCCCUCGUUGCCCUCUCCGGCGCGACCCGCCCGCCGAAUAAGUCAUGCAAAGCGCAUCCCAGCAACGCAGACUGGCCCUCGGCAGACGACUGGGCGCGUCUGAACAAGGCGCUCGACGGCCGGCUCAUCAAACCCACGCCACCCGCCGCAGCCUGUCACCCCGGACAGCCCGGGCACGGCCCGAAGCGUUGUGCCGAAGUGAAGAAGGCGUGGGAGACGACUGAGUUUCACUGCGGAAACCCCGUGUCGGUGUUGCUCGACCAGUUCACCAACUACACCUGCCUACCCGACGCAGCGUACCCUUGCACUGGCGAUGGGUAUCCCGCGUACGUGAUUAACGCGACGACGGCUAGGCACAUUAAGCUCGGUGUCGACUUUGCCCGGCAGAAGAAUGUCAGACUGGUCGUCAAAGGCACCGGGCACGACUACCUCGGCCGCUCAGUUGCUCCCGGCGCCCUGUCCAUCUGGACGCAUAACCUCAAAGAUAUCACCUACCACCCGGGCAAGUUCAGGCUUUCUGGCUCCAAGAAAGAGAUCCGCGGCAAUGCCAUAACCCUUGGCGCUGGUGUACAGAUGUAUGAGGCGUACGCCGCGGCCGACAAGCACAAGCAGGCCGUCGUGGGCGGUCACGGCACCACCGUGGGCAUCGUCGGGUACAUCACCGGCGCCGGACACUCUCCGCUCGGGCCGCGGUAUGGCAUGGCCGCCGACAACGUCUUGGAGAUGGUCGUCGUUACGCCCGGGGGCAAGAUUGUCGCGGUCAACGAGGACCAGAAUCGGGACCUCUUCUGGGCCAUGAGAGGCGGCGGAGGCUCGACGUUUGGUGUCGUCGUUUCGGUGACGCUCAGGACGCAUCCCACUCCGCAAGUCACCGGCGCGGGGUUCAUCGCCUUCACCGAUCCGAAGCACCAUACUAUCAAGGACGAGCUGCUCGCCUACCUCUCCUCGCAGGUGCCGGUGCUCAUGGACAAGGGCCUAUCGGGCUACGUCUUCUUGUCCGCCGGCAUGUCGCUGCCCGAUGGCACCACAGUGCCAGGGGUGCCCCCUACCUUCGCCGGCGCGUUCGGCACGGUAUUGGUUCAGGACGCUGCCGAUCGGGAGGCAGCCAUAAUGAGAGCCUUCAAGCCGCUCAACGACACCAUCCAGGAGCGCUGGCCCGGCAAGGUGAAUCUGAUUGUCCUUCCCAAGCACUACAACACGUUUUGGGAGUGGCACAAGGAGAACCACGAUGCGGGCCGUGGAGGUGGCAGCACCUAUGUCGCGUCGAGGAUGUUGGCGGGCGACGAGCUAAAGGGCAACAACACAAAAUUCAUGUCUGCCCUGAAAGAGGUGUUCAAGGCUAAUGAACGCUUCGAUAUCUUCAUGGUCGGCGGCAAGGGCGUGGCCAAUGCACGACCAAGAGGCGGCAGCGACGCCGUCAACCCGGCAUGGCGCAAGGCUGCCGUCAUGGGGAUGUCGCGUGUCUUCUUCCCGCCUUUUAACAAGACUGCCGAGAAGGAUGCCAUCAAGCUCAUGAACGAUGCGUUUGAGCCUAUGCGGCAGCUGGACAGACGGUCGGGCUCGUACAUGAACGAGGCUUUCGUCUUCGAAAAGAACUGGCAGCAGUCGUUUUGGGGCGACAAUUACCCGAGGCUGUUGAAGAUCAAGCGGGCGGUCGAUCCGGCUAAUGUCCUGUGGUGUCAAACGUGCGUCGGCAGCGAGGGCUGGGCGCAGAAACAAGAUGGCCAGCUCUGUAGGGUGGACGGAAGAGAUUAG